This is a messenger RNA of Drosophila sulfurigaster albostrigata, 1761 nucleotides long. RefSeq names its product malate dehydrogenase, mitochondrial-like. Gene Ontology annotation, cellular component: cytoplasm; mitochondrion. The record is from RefSeq and is a predicted model, not a curated record. Gene Ontology annotation, molecular function: L-malate dehydrogenase (NAD+) activity. NCBI's taxonomy places the organism in Eukaryota, Metazoa, Arthropoda, Insecta, Diptera, Drosophilidae. Gene Ontology annotation, biological process: malate metabolic process; tricarboxylic acid cycle. The transcript has a single exon. The coding region runs from base 128 to 1294 and encodes 388 amino acids.
UCACUGGGGCUUUAUCUGCUUCAGGAAGCACAUGUUUUUUCUUCAAUUUCCGAAAACUAAAUUUUUAUCAGUUGCUAUCUAAGCUUCAACAAAUUUGAUUUUCAGUACUUUAAACAAGAUUAACAAUAUGAUGGCAAACAGCUGUGGUUACAUCAUUUGGCUACGACGCAGUCAGAAUCUCCUCCGACUCUCCCAGUUGCAAGAAAACAUGAUCAGCGGAACUCACAGGACUCACAGUGUGCGCAACUACAAGGUGACUGUGGUGGGUGCAGCCGGUGGCAUUGGACAGCCAUUGUCAUUGCUACUGAAGCAGAAUCCAUUGAUCAAGGAGUUGUCCCUGCAUGAUCGAACGAACGUCAAGGGCGUCAACAUGGACUUGUCGCACAUCUGCACCGCCACGAAAGUGGAGAGCUUUCAGGGCGAGGACCCUAAGUCCCUAGUGGAUGCGCUGCACGAUUCGAACAUCGUCGUGGUGCCAGCCGGCAUGCCACGCAAGCCGGAUAUGACACGUGACCAGCUGCUCGGUGCCAAUGGAGAGGUGGCCAUAUCUGUCUCGCGUGCCAUGUGCGCUGCUUGCCCCAAGGCGCUGGUCGCCUACAUCACCAAUCCCCUCAACACUGUUGUACCCAUUGCGGCCGAAACGAUGAAGUCCCUUGGCUGCUAUGAUCCCAAACGCAUGUUUGGCGUAACCACGCUGGACAUUGUGCGCGCCCGCACAUUCCUUGCCCAACGCUUGAAGCUCGAUCCUGCCGAAGUCAAUAUACCGGUGAUCGGUGGUCAUGCCGGUAUUACCAUAUUGCCGCUGCUCUCACUGUGUAGCCCCAAAUUGUGCGCCACUCCGGAUGAGUGGAAGGCACUGACACAUCGCAUACAGGAGGCUGGUACCGAGGUGGUCAAGGCCAAGGCAGGCGGAGGCUCCGCUACUCUCUCCAUGGCUUAUGCUGCGGCACACUUUGUUAACUCUUUGCUGCGUGGCCUCAAGGGCGAAGCGGGUGUGGUCGAGUGCAGCUAUGUGGCCUCGGAUGUGACUGAGGCGGCAUUCUUUUCCACACCCUUAGAGCUGGGUCCUGAGGGUAUCAAAAAGAAUCUUGGUCUACCGAAAAUGUCCGACGAUGAGAAGGAGCAACUUAAGAAAAUGAUGCCAGAGUUGAAGUCGAGUAUUGCUGCUGGCAUCGAUUUCGCUCAGGAAGCCAUCUGUUGUGCCAAGAUAGCCGAAGCCGAAGCUAAAGCCAAGGCAUUGCAGAAGAAGAAUGAUAAAUGCAAAAAAGAAAUAGGAAUACAGCCCCAUUCAUAAAGCACAUCUAGGAGAGAUUUAUAUUCAUACUAUGCUGAAUGGGUCAUAAUGCUGAGCUGUUGAUAAGAGAGCGUCUGCUUAACCCCGAACUGAUUGUCGAUGCUGUAUUUACAGCUGCAUUGUGCAAUGUCAACCCAUUCAUCACGUAUUUACUUCCGGCAAUACUAGCUGCUGAUCAACAGAUUGGAAAACUAGAAAACAUAUUUAAAUUCAAAUUCACAAUUUAUACGCCUCAGGUCGAUCAACCUAUGUACUCCCCCCAUUUCGGAAUUCAUUCGUAGUCAAGGGCGACGACAUUGUAAUGUAGAAACCAGAACAACAAGUAAUAUUACGUAAAGGAAUUCUUGGAAAUAUUCACACCGGAAAAUUCCCCAAAAGCAGACCCAGACUUAGUAAUUGCAGUUAAUUGAAAUUUAUUCUUUGUUGAACAUUCGCAAAACUAAUAAAUUAUAGAGUAUGCUGGAAAA